UUUUGCUGGAGCCUGUGACCGAGUGGGAGUGGAGUGGAGCGGCCGUUGUUGCCGACUCUGUCCUCCACCCCACGGUCCAGUCAGUGGGUUGAUUAGGCCAUCGGCCCUUAAGCCGAGACCUGUCUCGUAUUUAGUUCUGGAGAACGCCUGGCCGACAUGAGUGAUGUAGAGGAAAACAACUUCGAGGGCAGAGAGUCUCGCUCUCAGUCAAAAUCUCCAACGGGAACUCCUGCUCAUGUAAAAUCGGAGAGCAGGUCAGGAUCUCGUAGUCCAUCAAGGGUUUCUAAACACUCCGAAUCCCAUUCUCGAUCAAGAUCAAAAUCCAGGUCAAGAUCUAGGAGGCAUUCUCAUAGACGUUAUACUCGAUCCAGGUCCCACUCUCAUUCUCAUAGGAGACGAUCUCGAAGUAGAUCAUACACUCCAGAGUACCGACGCCGAAGGAGCCGAAGUCACUCUCCAAUGUCUAACCGGAGAAGACAUACAGGCAGCAGAGCAAAUCCAGAUCCCAACACUUGUCUUGGAGUGUUUGGCCUGAGUUUGUACACAACAGAGAGAGAUCUUCGUGAAGUGUUUUCUCGAUAUGGACCAUUGAGUGGUGUCAAUGUGGUUUAUGAUCAGCGAACUGGACGGUCUCGAGGAUUUGCUUUUGUUUAUUUUGAGAGAAUAGAUGAUUCAAAGGAGGCUAUGGAAAGGGCGAAUGGAAUGGAGUUAGACGGUAGAAGAAUUCGUGUGGAUUAUUCUAUCACCAAAAGAGCGCACACACCUACACCAGGCAUCUACAUGGGCCGGCCAACUCAUGGUGGUGGCGGUGGUGGUGGAGGUGGAGGCGGUGGCGGAGGUGGAGGUGGUGGCAGACGUCGAGAUUCUUACUAUGAUAGAGGAUAUGAUCGUGGAUAUGACAGAUAUGAAGACUACGAUUACCGGUACAGAAGAAGAUCACCUUCUCCUUAUUAUAGUCGGUACAGAUCACGAUCAAGAUCUCGUUCUUACAGCCCAAGACGCUAUUGA
Orycteropus afer afer is the source of this 1008-nucleotide messenger RNA. The record is from RefSeq and is a predicted model, not a curated record. NCBI's taxonomy places the organism in Eukaryota, Metazoa, Chordata, Mammalia, Tubulidentata, Orycteropodidae.